Molecule: messenger RNA, 780 nt
Organism: Trichogramma pretiosum
Lineage: Eukaryota; Metazoa; Arthropoda; Insecta; Hymenoptera; Trichogrammatidae
Product: probable cytochrome P450 49a1
Exons: 4
Molecular function (GO): oxidoreductase activity, acting on paired donors, with incorporation or reduction of molecular oxygen; heme binding; monooxygenase activity
Source: RefSeq, a predicted model, not a curated record
CAAUUAGCCGAGUAGCAUUGGACGUGAGGCUAGGCUGUCUUGACGAGGGGAAAGAUCCUCCAGCCGAGACGCAAGCCCUGAUCGAAGCCGUGCUGACGUUCUUCAAGCACGUGGGGCCCCUCGAGCUGAAAAUCCCCUUCUGGAAGUUGUGGCCGACGCCGGCCUGGAAACGAUACAUCGGCGCCCUCGACGUCAUCCUGGCGACGACGAGCAAGUACACGCGCGAGGCCCUCGAGCGAGCCCAGCGAUGCCCCAAGCCCGAGGGCAGCGACGACCUAUCCUUGCUCGAGCGGGUCCUCAGACAGGAGGGCGACGCUCAUCUCGCCACCGUCUUGGCCUUUGACCUCUUCCUCGUGGGCAUCGACACGACGUCAAACUCGGUCGGAUCGGUCCUCUACCAACUGGCCCUGCACCCCGAGAAGCAGCAGCUGCUCCACGAGGAGCUCAACCGGGUCCUGCCCGAAGGGGGCGGACCACUGGAGCCGCGACACCUCGACCAGCUCAAGUACCUCAAGGCCUGUGUUCGCGAGACUCAAAGGAUGUACCCGGUGGUCAUCGGCAACGGCAGAUGCACUCAGAAGGACACCGUCAUCUGCGGCUACCAAGUCCCCAAGGGCGUACACGUCGUCUUCCAACAUUGGGUCAUCAGCAACAGCGAGAGAUACUUUCCCAAAGCCUCGAGCUUCAUACCCGAGCGAUGGAUCGGCCAGGGCAGCACCGAAGCGCCACCCGCGAGACAUGCCUUCGCCUCGUUGCCCUUCGGCUAUGGACGGCGCAUGU